AUGGAGAUCGUCCAGCCAUCGAGCUUCCCCGUGACGACACUACCGGGGUCACCCCCAAGCCGCGAGGUGCUGUCCAAACAUCUCCCUCAACGAGUUCGGCGAGUGCCCGAGUGCGCCGUCUUCUGCGAGACCCUCCUGGCGCUGCUCAAUGCAGUCCACGACGCUGUAGCCGCUCACGACGACCAAUGGCAGGCUGUCUUCUGCGACCUCGUCAAGCGCUUCCUCAAAAUGCUCAGCCGCAAGCCUCUGCUCGAGCGCCUAGCGGGUGGAGAGACGAUCGCGUACUCGUUCCGCGAACUCAACGCACAGGUGGACGACAUCUUCGCAGGCGUUGGCCUGAACACCGCGAGGAACCAGUGGGCAGCAGACUGGGAGCGUGGAUGCGACUACCAGGCUCACAAACUCAGGGAGCUGGUGACUGGUGCUGGCCCCCGCAUGCUGAUCGGUGAAGUGCGCGGCGUGGAGAAGGUCACCAAGGCGAUGCUGGACAUGUACACGCGGCUGGACGCCGACACGGUCGGAAGACUCGACGCGUUGAAGCGGGAGACUCUGGAGCGACUCCUGAUCACACUCGGGCUUGAGACGCGGGUCAUCACUUCGAAGACGGUGACGGCCAUUAACCAGCAGCCCACGAGCAUUCUAUCGAUCUUCAGGUGGUUCAUCCCGGAGCGAGACGUCAAGAUCCUGGGCGAGCCCAUCGGCUCGGGGAGCUGCGGAGUCGUGAGCCGCGCCGAAUGGCGCCACCGCGACGGAUCAGUCGAGGCGGUCAUUGUGAAGACGCUCUACGAGGAGCGCACUAGCUCCGAGCUGUCGCUGCUGAAGCAGUUGCAGUUCUGGUACGACCUCCCACGCCACCCGAACAUCAUCAAGCUCUACGGCGGGUGCCAUCUCGCCAAACACCCCUUCUUCGUAUGCGAAGACGCGCACGGCGGCGACAUCGUCAGCUUCCUGGGGAAGGAGAAGAACCGCGGCCUGUUCUGGAGCUUGUUCUUGCAGGUGGCGGAGGGGCUUCAGAUGCUGCACAGUAACCGAAUCAUGCACGACGGUCUUAAGGGCAGCAACAUCCUCAUCGGAGAGAACAACACGCCCAAGAUCUCCGACUUCGACUGCGCCUACAUCCGCACGUUGUCAGCGAGCGUCAGCCAGAAGACGGAGGACCUCCAAGCCAACGCCGUGCGCUGGAAACCGAGAGAGAAGCUGGUCGACACGAACAACGCACUGCCCGAGUACAAUUCGGACGUCUACGCGCUCGGUAUGACCAUGAUCGAGGCGCUGACCGGGGCCCCUCCGUUCCAGAUGGACCUGGAGGAAGACAUCCUCAACAACGUCAUCGCCGGCACGCCGUACGAAAAGCCUGAGGAAGCAUCGGAUGAAGAGUGGAAAGUCGUCAGUCGGCUCAUCGCUGUCGAUGUUGACAACCGCGCCGACACCGAAGAGACAAUUGCUUUGAUUCGCAGUCUCGUGCCGGCAACGCCUGCAGCGGCCUAG
This is a messenger RNA of Phytophthora sojae, 1488 nucleotides long. RefSeq lists its product as hypothetical. Gene Ontology annotation, molecular function: ATP binding; protein tyrosine kinase activity. The transcript has a single exon. Lineage: Eukaryota; Oomycota; Peronosporomycetes; Peronosporales; Peronosporaceae. Bases 1 to 1488 code for a protein of 495 amino acids. The record is from RefSeq and is a predicted model, not a curated record. Gene Ontology annotation, biological process: protein phosphorylation.